AUGCCAAAACAAACAAGACAAGUCACCUUCCCGUUGAUGCUCUGUGUUGGCACUGCCGUGAUUGGCUCCCUGCAGUUUGGAUACAACACGGGUGUUAUCAAUGCACCUCAAAAGAUCAUUGAGAACUUCAUUAAUACGACAUGGGUCGAACGCUACCAGCAGCCCAUUACAGACAACACUCUCAAAGCUAUCUGGUCCAUCGCCGUAGCCAUCUUCUCUGUGGGCGGCAUCUUUGGCUCCUUCUCUGUCGGCGUCUUCGUCAACCGGUUUGGAAGGAGAAAUUCCAUGCUCAUGGCUAAUGUCCUGGCCCUGAUCUCAGCGGCCUUGAUGGGCUUCUCCAAGACAGCGUCCUCCUUUGAGAUGCUCAUCAUUGGUCGCUUUGUGGUGGGAUAUUACUCAGGCCUUUCAACCGGCUUCGUGCCCAUGUACGUGGGCGAGGUGUCACCCACGUCACUUCGGGGGGCUCUGGGCACCCUCCACCAGCUCGGCAUUGUCGUGGGCAUCCUCAUUGCACAGGUGUUUGGGUUAGAGGCCAUCAUGGGUAACAGCGAUUUGUGGCCGCUCCUCUUGGGCUUCAUCUUCAUACCGUCAGUGCUACAGUGCGUCCUGCUGCCUCUCUGCCCUGAGAGCCCACGUUUCCUGCUAAUCAACAAAAAUGAAGAAAACAAAGCCAAAACUGUUUUAAAGAAGUUAAGGGGCACCAACGACGUGAGCGCCGACAUGCAGGAGAUGAAAGAAGAGAGUCGGCAGAUGAUGCGAGAGAAGAAAGUGACGAUCUUGGAGCUUUUCCGCUCGCCGCUCUACCGCCAACCCCUCCUCGUUGCUGUCAUACUUCAACUUUCCCAGCAGCUGUCGGGCAUCAACGCCGUCUUUUACUACUCAACGAGCAUCUUCGAGCAAGCUGGCGUAGCGCAGCCAGUCUACGCCACCAUCGGAGCGGGCGUCGUUAACACGGCUUUCACUGUGGUGUCGCUGUUUGUCGUGGAGCGCGCCGGCCGUAGGUCUCUUCACCUGUUGGGUCUGAUGGGAAUGGCCGGUUCUGCCCUCCUGAUGACCAUUGCCAUGGCUUUGCUGGACCAGGUCAAAUGGAUGUCCUACCUGAGCAUCGUAGCUAUCUUCGCCUUCGUAGCCUUUUUCGAGAUAGGACCGGGUCCCAUCCCUUGGUUUAUCGUUGCCGAGUUGUUUUCUCAAGGGCCGAGGCCUUCAGCCAUGGCCGUGGCUGGGUUCUCCAACUGGACCGCCAAUUUCAUUGUUGGGAUGGGCUUCCAGUAUUUAGCUACGGCAUGCGGCGCCUACGUCUUUGUCAUCUUCAUCGUGCUGCUGCUCUUCUUCUUCGUUUUCACCUACUUCAAGGUCCCCGAGACCAAGGGCCGGACUUUUGACGAGAUCGCAUCAGGCUUCCGCCAGAGCGCCGUCACGGGCGGUGAGAAGCACGAGGAGCUCAACAGCCUGGGGGCCGACUCACAGCUUUGA
Molecule: messenger RNA, 1473 nt
Organism: Nerophis lumbriciformis (worm pipefish)
Lineage: Eukaryota; Metazoa; Chordata; Actinopteri; Syngnathiformes; Syngnathidae
Source: RefSeq, a predicted model, not a curated record